Penicillium atrosanguineum is the source of this 2514-nucleotide messenger RNA. Its product is annotated as UBA/TS-N domain protein. Lineage: Eukaryota; Fungi; Ascomycota; Eurotiomycetes; Eurotiales; Aspergillaceae. Gene Ontology annotation, cellular component: intracellular membrane-bounded organelle; vesicle; cytoplasm. Gene Ontology annotation, biological process: clathrin-dependent endocytosis; clathrin coat disassembly. Bases 1 to 2514 code for a protein of 837 amino acids. The record is from RefSeq and is a predicted model, not a curated record. Gene Ontology annotation, molecular function: clathrin binding. The transcript has 3 exons.
AUGGACGACCUAAACGGACUCAGUUGGUCUAACAACCCAAAUGCCCCGCCAAACAAACCGCCGCCGAUGACUUCUGGCCUUAUGUUCCCCAGCAUACGAUCUAAUGGUGGCUCUGGGAGAUCAACACCCAUGUCCGCUGCCUCAAAUCGUACCCCGUCGCCAUCCAAGCCCGCCCCGUCCACCGGGGACAGCUUCGCCAACCUGGUCUCAUUCAACUCCUCGGCCGCGAAUAAAAACCUCUCGUUGGCGGAACAACAGAAGCGCUUGAAGGAGGAGAAGGCAAAGAAGGAAGCAGAGAAGCGGAGUCAGUACGAGGCGCAAUAUGGGAGACAGAACAACCAUUUCUGGGACGGUCUUGAGCAAGGCCGUACCCAAAGCCCCGCUGCUGCGCCAGUCUCGCAAACUGUAUCCCCUCCUGGUGACGAUGACGAUCUAUUGGCCGCUUUCAAUGCCGCGGCACCUGUGGACGCAUCCACAAACUUCCCGAUUCCGAGCUCCAACGCUUCACCCCAGAUCGACUCCAAUACCCCACAAUUAUCAUUAAAUGGAGGGAUCUCAAUGCGAGACAACACCGGAGGGCUAGAUUCAUUUGAAGAUGAUGAUCCUUUCGGCCUCAGUGAAUUGAAGCCCAAUGAUGAAGAUCGAGCCAUCGCAGAGCUGGUGGAUAUGGGAUUCCCUGCGAAUAAAUCUCGCCAGGCCCUACGGACUACCCCGUCAAGGACAGAUGUGCAGGCUGCCGUUGGUUGGCUUCUGACACAAGCCCAUGCCGAGUCUAGACAGAAGUCUCAGGGUCAAUCACCGUCAAAUGUUCCGUCCCAUGACUCUAUGGAGCGUAGUAGUCGCCAGCGUGAUGCUCCAUCUUGGGCGAGGGAAGGCAGGUCCCAGACUCCUCGGCGAGAAGAUAGCAUGAGCCCCGGAGGCGAUAAGGAUCCAGCCCAAAUCACUUCUCAGCUAGGCAACAACUUGUGGAAAACUGCAGGCUCCCUCUGGAAAACCGGAAGCAAGAAGUUCCAACAAGCCGUCAACGAGUUCAAUACGGGAGAUCAUGACCCCAGCCAACCCAAGUGGAUGAGAGAUGCUUCCGCUCCACGCGAGGAGCUGUUCCCUCCGCAACAACCACCCCGACGUGGUGGUGACAGACCAGAACAACAGCAGCAGAAGCCACAAGAUUUCACAGACGAGGCAAUGCUUCUUGAAACUGGCGACGCUCGACCCCCUCGCAAGUCUGCUCGCCCGGAUCCCAGUGAUAGUGCUCUUCGCCAACAGUCUCGAUCUCCCGCGCAACAUAUUCAACAACAACAACCCAGUUUCCUGCAAAGGCCAUCGCGUCCCACUUCUACCGAGCCCAAAUCUCGCCUAUCAAGAUUUGCCACGGAGGAGCAGUCGGCACAAGCCUAUGUUAGUUCUGCAAGGCGAAAGCGACCUCAAGCACCUCCUCCAGCGCCUGAACCUGCCGUUGAUCUAUUCGAUUCUCCCACUCCUUCAUCUCAACGACCCAAACCAGCGGCUCCCUCUCAAGUGGGAACCCCGGCACGCUCAACACCUAUUCCACUGCGCGCCAAGGCCCCGGUACGGUCGAUUCCAUCUGUAUCGGCCGAGGCUCUUCAAUCCACGCAUCGUCACCGUGAAAAAGCCGCAGAAUCGUAUAAGCGGGGUGACUACGCGGCUGCCCACGAGAGCUUCUCAACGGCCCUUAAUAUGCUUCCCGAGAAGCACCCCAUUACGAUUGUGAUUCGUAGCAAUCGCGCAAUGACAGCGCUAAAGACCGGUGAAGCAAAGUCAGCCGUCGAUGAUGCCGAGAUCAUCCUGAGCUUAAUCGGUCCCUCAAACGGCGAAUCUGAAAAAAUCGAUCUUGGGAAUGGCGAGCCUGCGAAGCAAAUGAAGGACUUCUAUGGCAAGGCUUUGAUGCGCAAAGCAGAGGCUUUGGAGCAGCUCGAGAAAUGGGAAGAUGCCGCGCAGGUCUGGAAGUUGGCCGUGGAGGCUGGUCAUGGUGGAAGUACUAGUAUUCAAGGCCGAAACCGAUGCGAGAAGGCUGCUGGUAUCAGCAAGCCUGCAGCUAAGGCAGUCCCCGUUAAGAAACGGGCAGCGCCUGUGCCUAAGAAGGCAUCCGCGCUGUCAGAUCUAGGCGCGGGCUCUGGACAGGACUCAGAAGCUGUCAGCCGUCUGCGUGAGGCCAAUAAAGCUUCCGAGCUUGCCGACGAAGAGAAAUUUGCUCUUUCAGAAAGUGUUGAUGCCAAAAUCGCCCUUUGGAGGAACGGAAAGCAGGACAAUCUUCGUGCUUUACUGGGCAGUCUUGAUAGCGUUCUCUGGGCUGAGUCUGGGUGGAAGAAGAUCGGUUUGGCGGAGCUGGUCUUGCCGAACAAGGUGAAGAUCCAAUAUAUGAAGGGAAUUGCCAAGGUGCAUCCCGACAAGAUUCCCACCACUGCUACGACCGAGCAACGGAUGAUCUCCAGUGCUGUCUUUGGAACCCUGAAUGAAGCGUGGGACAAGUUCAGAGUGGAGAACAACCUCUAG